This is a messenger RNA of Rhipicephalus microplus (southern cattle tick), 7246 nucleotides long. It is a transcript of the gene Hyccin, whose product is annotated as PI4KA lipid kinase complex subunit hyccin. Lineage: Eukaryota; Metazoa; Arthropoda; Arachnida; Ixodida; Ixodidae. Gene Ontology annotation, biological process: protein localization to plasma membrane; phosphatidylinositol phosphate biosynthetic process. The record is from RefSeq and is a predicted model, not a curated record. Gene Ontology annotation, cellular component: plasma membrane.
GCGCGCCAGUGGCCUACACACCCCGUUAGAUAGUGGCCGUGCACUGGGGAUACCCGCUUACAAGGUCCCGGCGAAUACAUUAUAGCAGUUUACCGAAACCAAAAUUGGUCUGACCGCCAGGUCGACACUGAUACAACGCACCCAAAGCAACUGAGAUCAAGCGACGUGCUGCUCGGGGCAAAGUUUAUUGCGGUACUAGGCCUUCCAGCGACGCUGGCCCCUGCAUACACGGAAGGAUUCUAGAAGUCAACAGCUGAAGAGGAUGUGUGCCUCAUGGCGGACUCCAUUGUACGAGAUUUCCUUCUCGAUUGUAAGUCAGUGACAGAGGCUGAAGUUCACACGUUUGCCAACACGAUACGUGACAACAAUGAGCUGAUUGAGGCCAUCAUCCUGGUGCUAGAAGAUAAGGAGUAUCACCGGGAUUUUCUGGAGCCCCUGUGCGAGCAGCUGUUCAUCUUCUUUCAAGCCCAGGAAGAGGCAUUGCGUCAGUUCGCUCACUACUUCCUUCCAUGCGUGAUUGGCCACUACCUCAGCAGUGUGCACAGGAGGGACCUGCGAAAGUCCCUCAACUGCCUGGAAAUCCUUUUGCUGGGUGCUUAUAAUCUGCAAAUUCUGGACAAUGAGGGCAAGCCGACGACGACGACCUACCACAUCCCAAGCAUUAGCAAGCCUUCGAUAUACCACGAGGUGUGUCCUAUAUCGCUGCCGCAACCUCAGCUGACUGAAAACAUGCUGUCCAAACUGGAGCAUGGAGACAGCAAAGUGGUGCAAGGCCCGCACCCUGCUGUUGAUGUUAUGAGUGCGAGCAACAGGCUGCAGGUGGCCAUUGUCCUAAUGCGCGUCUACAACCAGUCAAUCAGCUCCAUGCCUCAGGCAUCCAGAGCCUCAUUCUGCAAAAUGUGCUCAAGGGUGGUGAACCAAGGAACGCUCGAAACUGUUCGGCGGAUGUCUUUUGACAGCAGCCUGCCUUCCAACUUUGCACCACGUGUCAAUCUGAACCCGCAGAUCCUCCUGGAAAUGCUACAAGCUAUAUACUACUCCAUGUUCAAUGGUCUGUUUGCCCUUGCGCAUCAAGCCCUGAAUGACAUUCAUCGGCGAGCCAUGCAGCAAAUGUACUCUGAUGUCUUAGUGGUGACAAGUGCUGUCAAGAACUCGCUAAUGGCUAGUCAGUGUGGACAACCAGCUGAGGGCCCCAUGGGCAUCAGUGUUGCUAUCUCGCCCACCACUUCUACGACUACAGUUUCAAAGGCCAUCAUCACGAAUGCCUCCUUCCGCACCAAAAAGCUUCCAGAUGACAUUCCAAUCCCAGAAGACAAUAUAGACAACCUACCACUGCCAACUGACGCGGGCCUCUUGGGCAUUAUCAGGGAGGAAGGCGAAGAGGUGGCUGGAGGUGCGAUUGCAGGUGCCAAGGCAAUGAUGCACGGCCUGCCUGGCAUGCGCAAGCUCGUCAAAGGCAUCACACGCAAGGAGUCCAUGGACAAGGCUGCCCCUGCAGCUGCUAGUGGAACGGACUUGAAGAGCCCCAUAUCCUCAGAUUCUCAGCGAACACACGAGAACAUGUCGGGCCACCAGUUCUUGGACCAGGCGCCAGCUGGUGUCGAGCACGUGUCGGACACUCGGAAAAGCUCAUCAAAGAGCAAAGAGGCAGACAAGCAGGCUAGCACACGCUCAAUGUCUGCAUCGCGGAGUACUGCGAUGAAAGAAACCACGGAGAAAACGAGCAGGUCAGAUCGAAAAGAUUCAUCACGCAAAGAGACGCUCGACAAGAGCAGCAGGAGUGAACGGAAGGAACAGUCGGAUGCCACCGGAAGAAGCAGGCCAGAGCAGAACGGUGGCAGUGCCGAUUCCCAGAACAAGGUCUCGGCGAAAAACGAAAACCUAGAGGCACGAAAUGGCAUCGACAAGCGCGAGUUGUCGCAUGAAACAGUAGGAUCCUCGGAACUUAAACAUAUAGCCACAGCUGAGAACGCUUCGUACCCGGGCAGCUCUAAGAGUGAGGACAAGCCACAUCGAACCACACAAGUGUGAAGAAGAUGUGUGUAGAAGUGACCACCUUGUCUCUUAACAAGCUUACUAGUUGUGUUUUUUUUGUUUUUUUUGUAUUAUCACGUUCUCUCUUUCUCUUUUUUUGCUACAUGUGAAGGCUGGCGACACUUAACAGUAGUGUGGAGUGUGAGCAUGUGGUGUAUCAUAGACGUACUCCGGCCGCUUUAGCCCGUACUUACAGAUGCCUUUCCGAGUGGCUUACUCUCACUUUAACGUAAAAGAUUUUAAACGGAAUUUCAAAGCAAUACCUUAACAUUGUGCCAUUUCUGUGAAGGACUUUCACACUGAUCGCAUAUGGGGAAUGGAUAUGUGCUUUAGGCUAUGAGCAACUUCAGACCACCUAAAGGAGCGCACUAACUCCAUGCUCCUUAAUAUCGGUGCCAAUGACAGCAGUGUCCCUAGUGGGUGCAAACGUAUUGCAAUACAGGUGUUCCUUGUGAUCUCUGCACAUACUGUUAUGUGUUGCACUUCGAGUGCUCGCUUGUUUCUUGUAUUGUUCGUAAACGUAGAGUCUUCUAUUUUAUUUGUUUCUUUUCUUAGAAACUGCACGCCAUGUUAUAUGUACAUAGCUUUAUGGGUAACCCACAUUUUUGUUUCCCAAGCAUGCAGAGGCUUCGAGUCAGCCUUCACACUUUUUCCAAAUACUCUGCUGAGAGCACGAGCGUCCUCGUGUUACUCACUGAAGCUAGAGGUAAACCCUGUGUAUAUACAUAUAUAUGUAGUCCAGGUUGAUGCACUUGGCUAGACACAGGAACCCAACGAAACAAGGGAUUCACUGCCUUUCCCCAUGUGUGCCGACUCGUAGAGAAAAAAAUGAACCGGUAACGUGACAGUUUCCGAGUGCCUACAUUGUUUCCCUGCUCUCUUUGCGGAAUCUAGACGUAGACUUAAAAAACCUGUUCCAAACAAGGAUCUGUGAUCGAUGUGUGUUGACUGCCCACUUUCUUAGUUUCCUCGCACUUGCUCCGCAGUGACACAUCUUAAGUUUUGCACUCUUGCUCAUUCAUUCCUAUUGAUCUGGCUAAAUUUGUCAUGCUUGCGCUAGUGUUGGUGUGAUGGCCUCAAGCAGCCAUCUCCUGCUGUCAGCAACACUGUACUGCCAUUGAUGUCGACAAACCGAAAACACCAUUAGAAAAAAAGUUGAACCCUGUGUUUUUAGUACAAGCACAUCUGGGUUUGCUUGCAUAGGUGCUUGCAAAACAUAUGGCUGGGCCCCGAGGUUAUUCCAAGUGUAGUAUCAGACGCAAGUGAGCCAUCAAAUUUCUUGAAACAAACUUCCUUAUAUAAUCUAUAUUGUGGUGCUCAAGCUCCUACGAUUUCGCCCUUCGUUUAGACAAUGGUGAUUUGCUCAUUUUGAUUUGGGAACAGCCAUGAUGCUUACAAGUACGAUGUGCAGGAGAACACUAAGAGUGAUUGUCUCAUCAGAUACGUCGCGCGCUUGAGAAGAUAUUGAGCAGUGUUAUCUAUUUUGUCUGUAAAGUUGAUGUCUAGCUUGAAGUGUUCGUCUGUCUAACUAUUGGUAGGUGUUUGCUGCUAGCGGUGUAUCGUCUUUGAUUGCUUGAAGCAUUGGUGGAAGGAAUGGCGACUCGAACUUGCUUGCAUGCCACAUUUGCAUUGAAACAAAAAUUUUUCAGGUUUUUAUUCUCGUGCUUAGUAAAGGUGCUGUGAAUUCUUUGAAAUGCAGCAGGUACGCAUUCCGGAUGCACCUGGUGUAGCCCUCUUUAUACGUUUUUUAAGCUUUUUCCUGGUUAUGUUUGGCAUUGAUUAUCGUACUAGGUGUGCUGGAAAAUGUUUUUUUGCGUGAGUGCUCAGCUGCAACCACAACUUGCUGUUAGAAUGGUGCUUUUGUUGCCUUUUCUUUUUCUUUUAUCAUUACGCAUUGUGGCCUUUACUAUAAAUAAUACUGCCCUUGCGUGUUUGCUACAUUUAGCUAUUACAUGCUGCUAUGCGCGAUUCUUUGAUGACCAUUGAGAGGGAAAGGGAUGAAGCUAUGACGGCGGAAGAAAUAUUUAGGAGGUGACUCACCUGUUAGAACAGCCAUCGACUGGCAUCCAGCUAACGUCACACAUAAUACAAAAAUAACAUGUUCUAACCGAGACAUUGCAGUUGUCGGUGCCUUGCGGUGCAAUGCCGCAGCCACAAAAAAAGAAAGAAAAGGAAACACUAUUGGCCGAGCAUUGCCGAACGCAUGCCGCGACGCCGCUCUGUGUCUGUGGUGAAACAUGAGCAACGUGCAAGACCUGAAACUGAAACGGCGGCAAUUUUAUUUCCCGUCGUGAUACGCCGCCAGCAAAUUGGCUCUCCAGCAUUGUGACAUAAUCUGGUCGCCUUAAGAAGCAGAGUUGCACCUCUGAAAUGUUUCUUCCUCCAUGGCUGAAGGCGAAUUGGUUUCCUUAAUAACACACCCCUCGCACCUUUAUUUGCAAGCUUAUGACGAAGUGUUCAGUGGUGAAAGGAGCUAUCAUUCAAGAGUUGAUUUUCUUGUGUUGGCACACAGGCUCUUAUUGUUGACAGGAGUGAAUGAUGAGAGAGUAUCAUCUAGCUCGCUCUUCCAUGAACAUCUAUAAGUCACAGGCAGCUUCUCUCAAAAUGUGACAAGUCAAAGCGCUAGAGAUUUUGUGUAAAUUGCCCUGCAUUUUGCUGGUGCCGUAUGUUCUAUUCAGUUAAAAUGUGUGUGAAAGAAAAAAAAAUUCUGGGCUGGCACUCACAUCUUUGCAAAGCGGUAAGAGCAGUAAUGGCUUUUGUGGCUGUGUGAUUCCUGUUGAAAGAGCCUGCGUGUAUAUAUAUAUGCACCAGCCCUAGCAUCUGCCACUUAAUGGCAGGCUGCCUGUUGCGACUACUGCUGCUACAUUCAGGCCAACAUGGCCUGAAUGACAUUGAAACACGAAACAUUUAUCAACUUCAAUUGUGGGGACAUGUCAUAGGCGUGCCAACACAAUUAGUAUUAUGCCAGAUGCAAAUAAAAUAUUCUGUCAAACAGUUUUUAAAUAAGUGAGAGCUUCUUUAUUAUUAAUGUUGAAAUUUACCAUCUUGGUAUUGAGAACAUCAUAAAAAAAUUUCAUUACACUGAAAUUUGCAAAAAUAUUUUAAUUAAAAAUGAUAAAGGGCAUCAUGAAUUUACAAAAAGUAGCUGGAUUAAAGGUUUAAGAUUUUAGGAGGUGACAGUGGUGUAUUAUAUUAAGUCAGCUUCGUUGACGAAAUAAUAUCAAUGUACACUUCUAUAGUUUUGUGGCCUAGGAAAUGAUGUGGGUCUUCUGUGGUGAUGUCACUAAAUAAUGAUUAAGAAUGAUAAUAGCGCACUAAAAACGAGGACACAAAAAAGGCACACACACACACAUACAUAGUGUACUUAGCGUGUGCCUUCUACAUAUAUAGUGUGUUCCUUCUUUGCGUCUUCAUUUUUACUCCACUAUUACCAUUCUUAAUCAUAGAAUACCAACAUGCCCAGAUGUCCACCUUAGUCACUAAAGAAAAGUGCAUUUUGGUUCAAAGGCUCACCGAAGCAUUAUCUUUUUUAUGUCGUGUGAUGACAUUAUUUUGGUAUAUUUAAUCAAAUGAGAGUACUUGAAUGCCGCAUUGUUGAUUAAUAGUACCUAACAAUAUUCACUCCAACAUCUUAUUAUUUAUCAUUGCGAGUGGUUUUGUUCAUUGAGGAGGUCUAACCGAGUUGUGUAACUUGCUGCACAUUACACUGAGUUUUAUUAUUGUAAAUAUAUAAUUCAUGCUUAGUUCAUGUUUGAUUGGGUAUAGCUCAUAAAGUAAAGUGUUUGGAGGCCACUUGAAUGGUUUGGACAUCUUUAGAGAAACACUAAAGACAAAUAUCAAGUCGGCGUUGAUUGUUAAAAUAGCAGUCCAGAAACCACAUAGUGCAACUUUUGUGCCAAGGAAGUGCUUAUUUUGAAAUAAAAUCACAUUUUAGUGGUCUUCAUCCUAUUAGCAUACUUGUAAAACAAAAAUGAGAACAAUUAAUUAUUAGGGCUCCCUUCUUUUCCUCUGAGUAAAAGCUAGUAUUUUAGCAAGUCCUGAAAUUUUAGUUAGUUGGUACAGCUUCGAAUUCUGUGCUUUCAUCAAACGCUACGUUCUCUGUGCAUUCUGAAAUCUUCACUUCAACUGGGUCUGUUAUAUGGAUAUAGACAUGUACAAGCUGUGAACUAACAGGUAGCCACCAGUGGAUUGAAGCUUGGACUUCUGAAAAUUGUUCUGAGAAAUGUUUAUACCAAUACCAAUAAUUUUAAAUCUCCUUUUACUGGCUGCCUCCGUAUAUAAGCUAGAAGGUAUGAAGGCUGUUGCUAGUCUUGAGUGCCCUGCAAUUCCCAAGAUGCUUAUGCACGGGCACAUUACGGUAUUGUGUCACGGAUGUGUCUUUGGACAAACAUGGUGCACGCAUGCUUCAGCCAUCAGCCACCAUAUUUGUCACUCCAGUGGGCAAAUGUAUUGUGCUCACCAUUUCCUUUCCUUCAGACAGGUUGGCCUGUAACGGGGAUUUCUCAGUGGCAUAGUUUCAUGCAGUGAUUACUGGUGUUCAGUGGAAUGCAAAAGCAGUAUAUCAGCUUCCACGAGAGACAAAUAUGCUUGCUGCUUUUCAGGUUAUAUAUUGAAAGUGUGAUACGUACAUUUGCUGCACAAUUUUCAUUACUGUAAGGGUGCGUAUUUUUUUUUUUUACAUCGAGAGAUUGAAGUGAUCUUUAAAAUGGCAUCAAUUGCGGGCCUUUGAAAGCAAAUUUUUCUGUGAAAACAUUUGUUAGCAGGGUAAUGGUAGUAGAAUAAAAAAAAAUAUAUGAUUUUUGCCAACCAACACGUUUGUUACAUCAGCUUAGGAAAGGUUCCCGUAAAUUUCAAGCAUUUAAAGUUAAAGCCGCUACCAGAAAAAAAAAAAUUCUGCAACCCAUCAUUUUCGAGCUGGGCGUGCUACUGGAUGUGCUGAACCCCUAAUUUCCCCUCGCAAUUCCCUAUAUUAUACUCCUACGGUUUGUGGUUAUUGUUCUGCAUGUGUUCUCUCACCAUCAAUAACCAUUAAAUACACAACACAGCACUGUUGUUUCCUUAUAUGUUAGAUUGGAGCCUUGGUAUCUGCCCUUGUUGAUGACUUGCUGAAUAUAUGCAUAUAUUGUGUGGAUAUUACAGGAAGCAAGUGUAUAUAAUUAUAAAUAUAUAUUAUAUUAUACGAUAAUAAAUUGUUGGAGAUGUUGAUCCUUGA